Molecule: messenger RNA, 4406 nt
Organism: Athene cunicularia (burrowing owl)
Lineage: Eukaryota; Metazoa; Chordata; Aves; Strigiformes; Strigidae
Gene: PABIR2
Product: family with sequence similarity 122B
Molecular function (GO): protein serine/threonine phosphatase inhibitor activity
Source: RefSeq, a predicted model, not a curated record
AUGGUUCUUUGCAGGCCUAGACAUCAGCUCUUCAUUAUCUUAUAUUCCAGGACUCGAACCCUCAAUCUCAUCCAGGCCACGCCCCCCCGGCCACGCCACGCCCCCUGCCAGGCCACGCGCCCCCCGGACCACGCCCCCUCGCGGUACGUUACCGUGCUUCUGUUGAAAUAAAAUGGAUGUUUUCAGAGCGCUGGAGGCUGCAGUGUGUACCGUAGCACUGUGUGGUUUUAAGAAAAACACACCUUAAAAGUUGCUCACGAAACUUUUUUUCCCUCCAGUGACAACUCGCAGGUUUUUCAACCUUACGUGUUGCGCACUCGCAGGAACAGUACGACAGUUAUGAGCCGCCACAGUAUGUUGUUGUCAUCAUCUCCUAUUCGUAUUCCUAGUAGCCGACUUCAUCAGAUCAGAAGGGAGGAAGGAGUGGAUUUAAUGAACAGAGAAACAGCACAUGAAAGGGAAGUGCAAACAGCAAUGCAGAUAAGCCAGUCAUGGGAGGAAAGCUUGAGCCUGAGCGACAAUGACUUGGACAAGUCUGAGAAGUCUUCCUCUCCAAAGAGGAUAGACUUCAUUCCAGUUUCGCCUGCACCUUCACCUACAAGAGGAAUAGGAAAGCAAUGUUUUUCACCAUCAUUGCAAAUGUUUGUGAGCAGUAAUGGGUUACCUCCAAGUCCUAUUCCCAGUCCAACAAGGCGAUUCUCCAACAGGAGGAGUCAAAGUCCAAUCAACUGUAUCAGGCCCAGUGUUCUUGGCCCCAUUAAAAGAAAAGGUGAAAUGGAAACUGAAAGUCAGCCAAAGAGACUUUUUCAAGGAACAACCAACAUGCUUUCUCCAGAUGUUACACAUCUGACAGAUCUCAGUUCAUGCCUGUCUUCAGAUAUUCUUGAUGGGAGCAGCAGCAGUGUUGGCUCUUCCUCUGAUUCACUGACUAAAGGCAGCAUAACCACAGAGUCUCCAGUAACAUGCUCAAACUCAUGCUCUUCAUUCAUUUUGAUGGAUGAUCUCUCACCUAAGUGACUUAAGUUCUGAGUCUGUCCAGCUGUGCAGUUCCCUUACUGUACACUGGUACAGAGAAACAAACUCUGAUCCUUGAACCGUUAACAUGAGGAUUAUUAAAAGGAAAAAAUAUUGUAACUGUAAUCCUUGGCGACUUUCCAGUGGUUUUUUUUUUGAUUUAUCCAUUUAAUGGACAUUGUAGACCAUAUUAAUGUCUGGUUUUGCGAAUUUAUUUUUUAAACAAGAUGUCUGCUCAGAUUAUACUAACUUCUUGCUUUCAGGAACUUGCAUACACUUUUUGAUUCCAAAAAUAGGUAUUUACCUAUUAGUGUUGCAAUUUGUAGGAAAAUAUUUCUCUCAUUAUUGUGAUCAAUAUGUCUAGCUAAAUAAUUUGGUUCGGAAGGAUUUGAAAAUACUAAUUUAUUCUCUGGCACUUCUACCAUUGAGUAAAACUAUUCUUGCUUUUUUUCAGUCACUAGUCUCCAAAUCUCUUAUGGAAGGGAGGAAAAAAUAUUUUCUUUUUUUAGUGCUGCUAGUCGUUUUUAUUACAGAAUAAUUUCCACGCAGCAGGUGUGGGAAUCUCACUCUGUUACAUUAAAGGAAGACAGAAACCCACAACAAGGUAACUAAUGACUGGCACUUUUGGCAUCACUGAAGAAAUAACAAUACUCUACGAACAUGAUUAAAAUAGCUGCAUAGUUCUCUCCCCAGAUCCUUUAUCCUACAGAUUGUAUGAAAUAAGGUCAAUAUUCAGCAAGAUUUGGCCAAGGAAAAUUAAUCCAUGCCUCGAUCUAAGACAUACAGUGCAGAUAACUAAGUUAUUUAAACUACUGUGUAGGAGAAACAUGUAUGGCACCAUCGAUGUCUCCUGUGGCAUUGAGGUCAUAGGUAUUUUUGUGCCUUAGGGGACAUUGUUACAAAAUUAUGGAAUGUAAACCAGAGGGGUGGGUGGGAAAAGUCCUCUGUGUACAGCUUGUUUAUAGAGUGCUUACCAGAGUUUCUUGUCGAUGCUGCUUUCCUUAGUGUUCCUUUCCCAGGUGUGUGCUCCGUUGCAAGGUGCUGUGGGCAGCCCCAACUCAGCUGUGAGAUGGCAGCCAAUGUAAUACCCUUUGCAGCCGCUGUGUACAGCCUUCGUACCAUUGUUGGUCACGAGCAGGGCAAACGGCUAAGCAAACAGUCGAUUUCUAAGGAAAGACUUAAAAGUUUGGAUUGAAUACAAGCUCUGCAAAUUGUUUGGCUAAGGAGUUCUAUUUGAGCUAUGAGUAGUCUUGAUACAGUACCUUGGUUAGUCUAAGGUAAGACAAUAGAUACUUUACUUUUGAAAGACUUUAACGGGGCAGAAUAAAUCCGUUUGUAAUCUACUGUGUUAUGCUAUUUAUUAUUUAUAACUAUGUAAAAAGUCUGUGGUGAUGAAUUAUAGUAUUUUUUUAUGAUUGAAUAAGUUUUUUUAUGUUCAGUAAUUGCUGGCUGGUUUGUAUUUAAUACGCAACAUUGUCUGCCAGAAUCGUAAGCUUCCAUUUUUGAAUGUUUGUAACAUAAAUGCUUUUGUUACCUAAAAGUACAACUUCUGAUCUUUCUGAAAGAAAAUAGCACUGAAUUUAAAGUAAGAUUAUGUGCUUUAAAAAUGAGCACAAUCUCUGGCAAUACUGUCUGGCUACAAAGGGGAGGGGGAGAACCAUAGUUUUUUUUCUGUUCUGAAGAAGCUGUUGAGUUUCCAGAAGACAUGUACAUACCAGAUUAUUUUAAAAAGUGUUUCCAUUAAAUUGUAAGAAGUUCCAUAAUGGGCCAGCAGUGGCAUUAUUAUUUGUAUUUUCAUUUUCACCUGUGGAGCAUUAGUUCCCCACCUCAAAUAAAUGUGCAUAUUGUAAAAUAUUGUCCAUUGGUGCCAUUUUUAAAUGAGCUCUACAGUAUUGAAUGUUAAUUUUAUUUGUAUAUGCACAGUGCUAUUUCUUGAAUUUUUGAUGUCUUAAACUGCUUAAUUAUUUUUUUAUUCAUGCUUGUAUCUUCUCUGCCUUCUUGAUGCUAAAGGAGGGCUGCUUUUACGUCUGCAAAAUAUUGAUAAACAGUCUGUGAUAAAAUUCAACCUGUUACCUGUGCUCCAGUUUCAUUAUACCCUGCUUUUAUUGGUACUGUGAUUUAGAAAUCUGAACAAGGGGUAACAGAAGGGGGAAACCUAUUGCAUGCUUUCUUAAAACUGAGAAGAGCAUAGCUAUUGCUUAUUUUUGGCUGACUUACCUGUACAAUUGAUGUAUUCCAGAUUUGUUUGUUAGUGGAGAGUCUUAUAUAAGUGCUGGCCUUUGUAAACAUUAGAAUGUAAGCUUCAUAAAGCAAACGCACAAAUAUUCACUCUUGUUACAGCAUUUUUUUUAAUGUUCUGGCUAUUCUCCACUCUUCAGAAGACACUGCUCUUUUAUAAAAUAUAUAUUAUACAUAUGUAACGCGCACACACACACUGUGUCUCUUUCAGAACGAGUGUCACUGUGUAAUGUAAUAGGUCCCAUCUAGGACCAUGUUCUGUUUCACACGCAGAGCUGUAAGGCCACUUGUUCAUUUUAAAACUAAGUUUUCUAAUACUUUGAAUGCUGAUAAGCUGAUACUCAACCGCAUGUGAGUUGCUGCUGCUUACAGAAUCAGUCUUUGUUGCAGUGUAAAGGCUAGUACAGCGUUCUAUGACUAAAACUGACUAAAAGCUGCAUUUACUGGAUCUGUUAACUGUCUUGUCUGUAAUGAAUUAGGUACCAGUUUGGGGAAGAAGGCCAGCUGGUGCUGGUAGUCAGCUUUAGUAUAUAACUACUGACACACUUAACUGGUUUUUUUAUGACUUCAUCAAACCUUUGUGCUGGAUUGCCAUGAUGAGUGUCUGAGAAUUUGUCUUUCCUCCCCCUCUUUUUUUUUUUUUUUUUAAUAAGGAAUCAUUAAUGCAUAUCUGUUGUUGAGAAUCACCAGUGAUAACUUACCUUUUAAUGUUGUAACUGUUGAGAAGAAAGUUAAAAUACCAGCAAAUACUAGUGUAUUUCAAGCAGCAUUUUAGAUGAACUAUUUUCAAUAUGUUAAUUAGCACACCAUUAUGAUGUUGGUCUUUAUUCGCCUCAUUGACUAGCACUGCCUUGAGAGCAUAACCGAAGCACGCUGAAUCCUCAUUUCGUGGUCUUAAAAUGCUGGAAGGAUUUUACCAAUGAUUUAGAAAAAUGUGUGUGUCAGCUGUGGAACUCUAUGUUUUGAUAAUAUCAAGUGUUCUGAAUCAGGAAAUGGAUCACAGUAUGCAUGUUUCAUUCUUCUUCAUUGAAUUUCAAAUUGGGGAUCAUGGGCCCAAAAGCCUGUAUUUAAGGGGCUGUUUUUCUGACUGUAUGUGAUUAAAUACUUUCUCCUACAAUGAAAGUAAUUAAACUGUCAGUGGGUGAGGAUGUAAA